Messenger RNA from Eriocheir sinensis (Chinese mitten crab), 670 nucleotides. Its product is annotated as protein RRP5 homolog. Gene Ontology annotation, molecular function: RNA binding. Gene Ontology annotation, cellular component: nucleolus; small-subunit processome. Gene Ontology annotation, biological process: rRNA processing. Lineage: Eukaryota; Metazoa; Arthropoda; Malacostraca; Decapoda; Varunidae. The coding region runs from base 37 to 441 and encodes 134 amino acids. The transcript has 2 exons. The record is from RefSeq and is a predicted model, not a curated record.
AAGAAGGUCCCGUGUCGCCUCCUCAAGUACAACCACAUGGACCAACUCUUCAUUGUCACACUGCAGAAGUCUGUCCUCGAGCGGCAGUUCAUUGCCUACAGUGAGCUGCAGCCCGGGCAGGUUGUGCAGGCCACCGUCAACAGCUACGACAGCAACGGCGCACGGCUGGCGGUGAGCAAGCUGAUGAGUGGCCACGUGCCCUCACUGCACCUCACGGACGGCCCCAUGAAGCACCCCGAGCGAAAGCACAUCGUGGGGGACCAGGUCACCGCCAGAGUGCUCAAGGUCAACUCCAAGAGACAGCACCUUCUCCUGACCCUCAAGUCCCAGCUGGUUACAGCCAAGGAGCUCAUUCUUACCGAGUACUCGCAAGAGGCGGAGAACACACUCACCAUCAGCUACGUCACCAAGGUGCUGCCGCAGGGCCUCCUCGUGAAAUGACGUGAAAACGACGUGAAAGGCUUCAUCCCCAGGUCGCAGGUCGGCAUUGAGUCGGGCACGAGUCUAGCCUCGGCAUUCCACGAGGGACGAGUCUUUCGCUGCAGGGUCCUCAAGGUGUCCCCCGAGAAGCAGAACAUCACCCUCAGUCUCCUGGUUGACGAGGACGUUCAGCCAUUGAGUAGGGCGCCCAAGUCAGCGAGGAAGGUUGAGGUGCGAGCAAGAGUCAGGU